This is a messenger RNA of Strigops habroptila (Kakapo), 2325 nucleotides long. RefSeq names its product GPN-loop GTPase 2 (gene GPN2). Gene Ontology annotation, cellular component: cytoplasm. The transcript is spliced from 6 exons. The record is from RefSeq and is a predicted model, not a curated record. NCBI's taxonomy places the organism in Eukaryota, Metazoa, Chordata, Aves, Psittaciformes, Psittacidae. The coding region runs from base 813 to 1751 and encodes 312 amino acids. Gene Ontology annotation, molecular function: GTPase activity.
CUGUCCAGGGGGAACGGGGAAGGGCGUUGCAUUUCUGACUGGUGGUUUAAGGCUGAUACUACUGCCUGGAUCAACCAAGCCUGUGUGCUAGGUGAGCCUAAAAACCCAGAACUCGUAGUUCAUAGCUGCCUGAGACCCGGGGAAGGACAAGUACAGACAGGGCCAGCCGUGGCACGGUAACUGUCCUGCUGAAAGCUUGCUGCUGGCCCACAGCUUCGCGUUGCUUGGGUGUGGUGAUCCCACACUCCUGGGAGAAACUCAUCGGGAUGAAAGACUUGUCCUGGCAGCCUCCAGAGGAAUUCUGCAGGAGGCGUUUCCCUGCGGUCGGGCGUAGCGGGUGCUUCCUUCCACAGCUCUCUGAACAUGCUCUGCCCCGUUUUCCUGACGCAGGCACUCUUCUUGGGGGGAGGGGGGAUGGGGAAGCCUUCGUCCUAGUGACCCAGUCCUGGAGGGUUAGGUGGGGAUUGGUGAACACUCUGCUGGCAGGCUCCCCUUGACCUUCCUUAAGGCUCUCGCUGAGUCGGGUGGGAUGCAGGGAGUGAUUUCCCCUUCUCUUGGAGGCAGACCUGGGGUUUGGGUUGUGCUGGAGGCACAAGGGCCGGCGCCGGGACUCGAACCCGCGACCCACACCCCCUGCUUCAGCGAUUCAGCUCCGGGGUCGAGUCCCGGCGUUGGCGGAGCUGCGCGUCCCUCCGGCCACCAGGAGGCGCUGUGGUGGCAGCGGCCUUUCCUACCCCGGAACGCGGCGCUCGGGGGCCGCGGGGACCCGGACCCAGCGCCCGGAGCACCGGCGGCGAAGGAGAUGAGCCAACAUGUCUGAGGGCAGCAAGGGGAGCUCGCUGGCCUUUGGCCAGGUGGUAAUCGGGCCUCCGGGCUCUGGGAAGACAACCUACUGCCAUGGCAUGCAGGAGUUCAUGGGCAGGCUUGGGCGCAAGGUGACGGUGGUGAACCUGGACCCUGCCAACGAGACCAUGCCCUACCAGUGCUCCGUGGACAUCGCCGAGCUCAUCACCCUGCCCGACGUGAUGGACAGCCUGAAGCUGGGGCCCAACGGGGGGUUGAUCUACUGCAUGGAGUACCUGGAGGCCAACUUCGACUGGCUGCAGGAGAAGCUGGCUGCGUUCAGGGGUCACUACUACUUGUUUGACUGCCCGGGGCAGGUGGAGCUCUACACCCACCAUGAUGCCCUGAAGAACAUCUUUGCACAGUUGGUCAAGUGGAAUUUCAGGCUGGCUGCAGUGCACUUGGUGGAUUCUCACUACUGCACAGACCCUGGCAAGUUCAUCUCUGUUCUCUGCACCUCACUCUCCACCAUGCUGCACGUGGAACUGCCCCAUGUCAACGUCCUCUCCAAGAUGGACCUCAUUGAGCAAUAUGGCAAACUGGCUUUCAACCUGGAUUAUUACACAGAGGUCCUGGACCUCUCUUACUUGGUUGACCAUUUAGCUUCUGACCCCUUCUUCAGAAACUACCGCCGCCUCAAUGAGAAGCUGGUGGAGGUGAUUGAGGACUACAGCCUGGUGUCCUUCGUUCCGCUCAAUGUCCAGGACAAGCAGAGCAUGCGGCAGGUGAUGCAGGCAGUGGACAAAGCCAAUGGCUAUUCCUUCGGAGACCAGGAGCACAGGAGCCUUGAAGCUCUGAUGUCUGCAGCAGUGGGAGCUGAUUUCCACUUCACUUCCACACUUGCAGUGCAGGAGAGGUAUGUGCAAUCUCAGGACAAAGCUGUGGAAGAAGAAGUGAUGGAUCUGUAACACACCCACCCCUUCCCUGGCAGCUCCCUGUUUUGACACCUCUCCUUUUCCUACCAGGAGCUUAAGGGAUCUCUGGGCUGUGUGACUCAGAUGAAGUGAAAGCUUUUCCAGGCAGAGGUCUGGCUGCUGGACUCCCUCUCUGGAAGGGUUUGACCUCUUGUGCUUCAGCCCCACUGCACAGAGCAGUGUUUUUGCAGGAGGGUGAUAGCCAAGUGAAUGGAAAGCCAAGUCUUUCCUUAGGAACCAGAGAGAUUUAGCCAGGCGAAGGCAUGGAUAGCAAGAGAAGAGAAGCAAGAUAAGGAGACUGUCGUCUGCUAUGUCUUCUCCUACCCAUCGUGACCAAGAUAGAGCCAGAGAAAGUAAAAUCAGUUUGAGGUGUCUCUUCCGCAGUGAGACUUGAGACAGAAGUUUGGGGUUUGCUGCACAGGAGGAACAUGUACAGGCCUCGUGCUCAGAGUAACCAGGCUGAGAAGCCUCCAACCUGUCCCAAGGAGGACAGAGAGAUGGUUGUUUUUCUUUUUUUUAAGUAAUGAUGGACUCUUUCUUAAUAAAACACUCCUUCAUCUCGCUUUCA